AUGUCAGAAGAAGAUUUGUUGAAAGUGAGAGGGUCUUCAACUCCAUCUUGCAAGAAAAGAGGAUACUCGUCAUCAAAGUCAAUUCCCAAUUUAGUGCAAAUACUAAGAUUCUCCGGAUUGAGGAAAGUGUAGUCGUCAAGAGCAAAAGGUAAAGCAGAUCCAGUCAUUUUAAAUAAAUAGAUUUAUAGGAUAGAUGAUAAAUUUUUUUUUUUUUUUUUUUUUUUUAUUUCUUCAACACCGGCCUCUGAAUGAAGUUGAUCAGUUGGAGAUGGAAUUCAUCCGCACUUUUCCCGUUUAUUUGGAACAAUAUCAAGAUAGUCAGAAUCACAAGCAAGGUUUGGAAAUGAUGAUGUAUCAACAACUAUUGCCAGUAACAAUUGAACUGAUUCAUGCCAAGUUCGAGAGACCAACCACCAAACAAAAGGCCCAAUCUUACAUUAAAUCAAGAAACCAGUAUAUCAAGGAUCUGAUGAAAAAGUUAGGUGGUACGAAGGAUACGAAUAAGGUUAUCAUAAGAAAAUUGAAGAAAAACGAUCCGUGGACACUUUAUAUAAAUUCGUUGACCGAUGAGGCAAGCUGUUGUUAAGUAUUUUUUCGUAAAUGGAUGGAUGAUUGAUUAACUUGAUAGAUGGAUAUUAUUAUUAAUAUAAUAAUAUUGUUGAUGAUUGUUAGUAGUGAGCACCAGUUCUUUUAUAUAAAAAGAACAAAAUAAAUAUAAAAUGAUUUGAUACUUGAUUCCAAAUAUAGAUGUCUUGAUGAUGAUCAAAUAAAAUAAUAAUAACU
Halteromyces radiatus is the source of this 783-nucleotide messenger RNA. RefSeq lists its product as uncharacterized. The transcript has a single exon. The record is from RefSeq and is a predicted model, not a curated record. The coding region runs from base 194 to 586 and encodes 130 amino acids. Lineage: Eukaryota; Fungi; Mucoromycota; Mucoromycetes; Mucorales; Cunninghamellaceae.